AUGGUGGUCUUUCCGAAAUCUACGGCUCUUGCUGCUGUCGCCUUCUUGGCUGCAGCGGCAGAUGCUCACAUGAUCAUGAACACACCUGUCCCAUACGGCAAAUCAACUCUCAACAACUCACCACUUGUCGCAGACGGGUCUGACUUCCCUUGCAAGCAACGUCCUGGCGUCUACGAUGCCGAGGGUGCCAGCAACACUGCGGCCAUCGGUGAUCCCCAGACUCUGAGCUUCAUCGGCAGUGCCACUCACGGCGGUGGUUCAUGCCAAGUCAGUCUCACUACCGAUCUCCAGCCCACGAAGAACUCCAAAUGGAUGGUCAUCAAGUCUAUCGAGGGUGGCUGUCCUGCCUCCGCUCCCGGCAAUAUUGGCGAUGAUCCCAACGGCACGGGUGCCUCGACCUUCCAGUUCACCAUUCCCGAAGGCAUUGCUCCGGGCGACUACACCUUGGCGUGGUCGUGGCUCAACAAGAUCGGCAAUCGGGAGUAUUAUAUGAACUGCGCCCCGCUCACUGUGACGGCUUCGAAGAAGAAGAGAUACGCACCAGCUCCGAAGGUGAAGAGACAGACAAGUUUCCCGGAUUUGUUCGUGGCCAAUCUAGCGAGCAUCAACACCUGUGCAACCGUGGAGGGCUUCGAUUAUGUCUACCCGAAUCCCGGCGCUGAUGUUCAGUCCGCUGGUACCGGACCAUACACCACCUUGGCUUGUGGCUCUGGUAACGACAACAGCGCUCCACAACAACCCACUGGCUCUCUCCCCCCUGCCGCUGCAUCUGCCUCUGCGUCUCCAUCUUCUCCUCCCGCAUUUGCCAGUGGAAUUUCUGGGCAAUAUACGCCAGGCACUGAUGCUGGGCAGUCCACCGCUGGCCCUUCACCCAGCGUGGCUCCUGGAAAUUUUGCAACGGGUGCAUCUUCGGUGAUUACCUCUUCUGUUACUGCGUCCACUACCAGCGCUAACGGCCUUCAGGUUAUUCCUGUCACAACUCAAGCUAUCGCCCCUGCAGCGACUCCCACAGGUGGCUCCUCUGCGGCUUCCAAUGGUACCGCUGCAGGUGCAUUAACGGGCCCUUGCUCCAACGAAGGCUACUGGAACUGCAUCGACGGAAGCAGCUUCCAGAGAUGCGCCUCGGGGAGCUGGAGCGCGGUCAUCCCCAUGAACGGCAUGCAAUGCUCUCCCGGAGUCUCCUCUGAUUUCACCAUGACUGCAGCCAACGCAAAACGCUGGGAAGCCUAA
Fonsecaea erecta is the source of this 1230-nucleotide messenger RNA. RefSeq lists its product as hypothetical. Bases 1 to 1230 code for a protein of 409 amino acids. The record is from RefSeq and is a predicted model, not a curated record. The transcript has a single exon. Lineage: Eukaryota; Fungi; Ascomycota; Eurotiomycetes; Chaetothyriales; Herpotrichiellaceae.